Molecule: messenger RNA, 2280 nt
Organism: Adelges cooleyi (spruce gall adelgid)
Lineage: Eukaryota; Metazoa; Arthropoda; Insecta; Hemiptera; Adelgidae
Exons: 8
Coding region: 203-1636 (477 amino acids)
Cellular component (GO): mitochondrion
Molecular function (GO): protein binding
Source: RefSeq, a predicted model, not a curated record
CUUAGGUUAUUAUAUUGUUUUCACUUUUCGCAACUUGCUAUCAGCUAUCAGGAGAAGACGGACGGGCGACGGCUAUAGUAGUAGCCUACCUACUUGCUUGUGGAAUAUCAAUAUUUAGACGACUGUGUUGAGCGCAUAUAUGGCAGCUAAGUAGACUAGCAAUUCGAUUUCUCCUCGUAAGUCUCAUGUAAAUUGCACGGCAAUGUCCUUAAAUCCGUCGUCCGCUAAUGACCACACGGUCAAUAAAGUGGCUGUAUGUUCUGCGAUAUUUGCUGGAUUUGCGUACGUUGGCUACUCGGUAGCCAAAAAUGCGUUUGGCCGACGAUUAGGAAGGAGAAGCGAAGAUGGGUAUCAUGAAGACCAUCGUUUGUAUUUUCGGCGUCUCUCACAAACGACCCAAACAGACGUACUACUCGGUAACCUAGAUAACUCGGAUACCAACCGUGUGUUCUUAAGACCAAUGACUGUUCAAGAAAGAAUCAAAGAGCUUAACUUGAGGGCUAGAAUGUUUGCUGACACUAUGAUGGCAAUCCAAACUCCAUCGUCUAAACAUUCAUUGCAUGGACCAAGAAGUUUACAGGCCUCACCGUGGAAUUCACCUAGACUCAUGAGUCCCGUGGAUGCUAGACACAUACUUGGAAGUCGUUCAACGGAAAAUCUUCGUCUUUAUGACAAUUAUGCUCUAGAUUCUAACUUGGGUACUCCGGUUCGAAAAAAAAAUUCUAAUAGAUCAUUAAGGAAAAAAUCCCCUCAACCUGGUGAACAUCGAUUCUCUCUUAGCCAGCCUAAUCAAGAUAUGGAAGAGUUUGAAAACAUCUAUCAUCCGUCUUUGUUGAACAGGCCAAUGGAACCUAAUGAAGCUAAAAAUUUACUAAAAUUAAUGGGUUCAAGGAAUGUGCAAGUUCUAGAAAAAGUUCUGGUUACUGUUAGUAAUUUAGCUACGCUUACACAAAAUCAAGAAGUUAUGAGAGAAGCUGGAUAUUUAAGCCAACUACAACAGUUGAUAUACCACCCAGAAGAAUCUGUUCAAAUUACUGCUCUAGUAGCUUUAGGAAACUUGGCCUUGAACAAAAAUAACUCUAAGGAGAUGAAGGAAACAAUACCAAUUAUUUUAGCACUAAUGAAAAUGAUGGAAUCCGAAGAUAUUAUUUAUAACUGCCUGUCUACUUUGACCAACAUAGCUGUAUUUCAUAUGUGGCAUAGUGAAUUGCAACCAGCCAUACACACAUUAUAUGGACUGUUAGAAAGUCAGAACUCUAAAGUUAUCCUUCAGUGUUUGAAACUUUUGAUAAAUUUGUCAUGUAAUGAUGAUAUGAUACCCUAUUUAUUAGGUGGACAGGCUCCAAGGAAAUUGUUAUCCAUGUUGAACUUGAAUGAAAAUGAAGAAAUUCUCCUCAGAGUAGUGACACUGUUUAGUAAUUUUACUGACGCUGUAAAAGCAAUGGAACUGGAUCCCGUUUUAGAUUUACCUGUAGAGGAUAAAGCUGCUGCACCAGAUACCAUCAGGUAUGCCAAUAUUUAUGGAGUCAACGUAGUAGAGAAAAUACGAACAAAAAGCUUAGUGCUUAUGAAACAGCAUAAGAAUGAUGAAAUCCGGUUACGUGCACAGAAAAUUUAUGAUGCCUUAACCGAUUAAUUUUUAGUUGAGAUUGCAACUAACCAACCAUUCCAACAUAGUGUUAUUGCGGUGUGUUGCUUUGUUAAUUACAAAAACAAAUUGCAUUUGUAAUCAUUUUUAUGUUAUUGAUGGUAUUAACCUAAAUUGUAUAAAGGUUGUUAGAUAAUUAUUAUUUUUAUUAAGUUAUCUUUUAAAAAAAACUAAUGAGGUUAGAGACUUGUGUUACCGAGGAAAAUUGUUUAGAAUAAGUUCCUAGACAAUGUUAUGUAGUGCCAUAGAAAUUGAACACUUUAUUUAAUCCGCACUAAGCAAAUAUUCUUAAUUUAUUACAGUCAAGCAAAGCUUCUGCAUUAUUUAUUUUUAAAACUAUGAAGCUACAUUUCAAGCCAUUAGUUCAAAGUAAUUUAUAGAUUAUAUUAUUACUAUCCAUUUAGUGGCUAUUUAAACAUUCUUUAUGAAACAAUUUGGUCAUUUUGAAUAUUUUUGAACUCGAUUAUGUACAAUUAAUCAAACCACUAAGUCAACGUUACCAUACUAAUUAUUUCUUACAAUACUAUUGUAGAUAAUAUUAGGCUUUUUAACUUCACACUGUGUGUCUUAAACUUAAGUAUUACAAUUAUUAUUAUUAUUAAAUUUAUUAAAACUAUCAACAAUUUUACAAU